AUGAACCACAACCUGAACCGGCAGAACCGCCACCUCCUGCAUUACCCGAACCAGCACCCGAACCGCCCACUAAUUUUCCACCCAAUUAUGAACCAGAACCUGAAACAGGAGCAAGACAAAUACCACCUCCUGCACCAGAGCCACCGCUUAAUAUUCCACCUGAAUGGAACCCUCCUGCACCAGCCUAUGGGGAGGGGAGGGCAACAACACAUCGAACAACAAGAGGGCCAAGAAUAG
Messenger RNA from Vitrella brassicaformis, 237 nucleotides. NCBI's taxonomy places the organism in Eukaryota, Vitrellaceae. The record is from the annotation of a GenBank genome assembly.